Molecule: messenger RNA, 5149 nt
Organism: Ceratotherium simum simum (southern white rhinoceros)
Lineage: Eukaryota; Metazoa; Chordata; Mammalia; Perissodactyla; Rhinocerotidae
Gene: ETS1
Product: ETS proto-oncogene 1, transcription factor
Biological process (GO): regulation of transcription by RNA polymerase II; cell differentiation
Cellular component (GO): nucleus
Molecular function (GO): sequence-specific DNA binding; DNA-binding transcription factor activity, RNA polymerase II-specific
Source: RefSeq, a predicted model, not a curated record
UGGGCGCGCAGACCCAGCGGCCGAGGCUCGGCGCCGCGAGAAACGCCCUAAAGAGGGGAGGAGAGCGUGCGAGGGAGAGAGGGAGGGAGAGAGCGGCCCCGGAGAGCGAGACUGAGCUGAAGCAGCCUGCCGGCGGAGAGGAGGGAGCGGGGCGAAGACGAGAAGGAGGGAGCGGGGCGAGGCGAAGGCGAGGCUGGGACCCGGGGCGCGCGCACUUUUCCGCAAAGUGCCAACUUCCCCGGAGAGAGUACCGGGCACGCACCUUUUGGACGCGGGGGAAAGUCAGCGGAAAUUUGAGAUUUUAGGGAAGAAAGUCGGAUUCCCCCGUCCCAUUUUCCCCGUUACUAAUCCCCAUUAAAAAGAAAAAAAAACAAGAAUAACAGCAAACUUGCUAUAAUCCUGUCUGUCCCCCACUCCUGGCACCAUGAAGGCGGCCGUCGAUCUCAAACCGACUCUCACCAUCAUCAAGACGGAAAAAGUCGAUCUGGAGCUUUUCCCCUCCCCGGAUAUGGAAUGUGCAGAUGUCCCACUAUUAACUCCAAGCAGCAAAGAAAUGAUGUCUCAAGCAUUGAAAGCUACUUUCAGUGGUUUCUCUAAAGAACAGCAACGACUGGGAAUUCCAAAAGACCCCCGGCAGUGGACAGAAACCCAUGUUCGGGACUGGGUGAUGUGGGCUGUGAACGAGUUCAGCCUGAAGGGUGUGGACUUCCAGAAGUUCUGUAUGAACGGAGCAGCCCUCUGUGCACUGGGGAAAGACUGCUUUCUCGAGCUGGCCCCAGACUUUGUUGGGGACAUCUUGUGGGAACAUCUUGAGAUCCUGCAGAAAGAGGAUGUGAAACCAUAUCAAGUUAAUGGAGUCAACCCUACCUAUCCAGAAUCCCGUUAUACCUCGGAUUACUUCAUUAGCUAUGGUAUCGAGCAUGCCCAGUGUGUUCCUCCGUCGGAGUUCUCAGAGCCUAGCUUCAUCACAGAGUCCUACCAGACCCUCCAUCCUAUCAGUUCGGAGGAACUCCUCUCCCUCAAGUAUGAGAAUGACUACCCCUCCGUCAUUCUCCGGGACCCUUUGCAGACAGACACCUUGCAGACGGACUACUUUGCCAUCAAACAAGAAGUUGUAACCCCAGACAACAUGUGCAUGGGGAGGACCAGUCGUGGUAAACUCGGGGGCCAGGACUCUUUUGAGAGCAUAGAGAGCUACGAUAGUUGUGAUCGCCUCACCCAGUCCUGGAGCAGCCAGUCAUCUUUCAACAGCCUGCAGCGCGUUCCCUCCUAUGACAGCUUCGACUCAGAGGACUAUCCAGCCGCCCUGCCCAACCACAAGCCCAAGGGCACCUUCAAGGACUAUGUGCGUGACCGUGCUGACCUCAACAAGGACAAGCCUGUCAUUCCUGCUGCUGCCCUGGCUGGCUACACAGGCAGUGGACCAAUCCAGCUGUGGCAGUUUCUUCUGGAAUUACUCACUGAUAAAUCCUGUCAGUCUUUCAUCAGUUGGACAGGAGAUGGCUGGGAAUUCAAGCUUUCUGACCCAGAUGAGGUGGCCAGGAGAUGGGGAAAAAGGAAAAAUAAACCUAAGAUGAAUUAUGAGAAACUGAGCCGUGGCCUACGUUACUAUUAUGACAAAAAUAUCAUCCACAAGACAGCGGGUAAACGCUAUGUGUACCGCUUUGUGUGUGACCUGCAGAGCCUCCUGGGGUACACGCCCGAGGAGCUCCAUGCCAUGCUGGACGUCAAGCCCGAUGCCGAUGAGUGAUGGACACCAAAGGGGUUGGGGAAACUCUGCUGAGACAUUUCAAAGAACAACCACGUCAGUCGGACUCUUAAUUUUUAAUUGUUAUUCUAUUUUUAAUUUUCCAGAACUCAUUUUUUACAUUCAGGGGUGGGAGCUAAGUGAGCUGCAGCUAUAAUCAAUUGUGCGCAGUUGGAAAAGGAGAGCCAGGACCUGUGGGGUGGGUGGGACAAGAAAUUCUUGAGCAAAUUUUCAGGAGAGAGGGAAGGGUCUUCUUAGAAGCUUGAAGAAUCUGGCUUAAGGGAGGAGGAAACAAAUGUAUCCAGUCAUUUUUUAAAAUCAUCCAUAAAAAGAAUGUGUCUUGAGUGAUGGACCUAUUAGCAAAAGAAAUUGAUGCAUCAUGAGUCAUGAGACCCAUGAAAGACAAUUAAUUUGCCUUGUUUUUAGGUCUGGGAGGGCAAAAAAGAGGGAGGUGGGAUAAAAUAUUUUGUUUGGGGCUGCACUAAAAGCCAAGGACUUUUACUCUACUUUCAAAACAAAGAUGGACUUCAGUGGGGAGGGACCAAAACUGUUUUUGUGUUAAAUUUUAUUUUAUUAAAUUUUGUGCCAGUAUUUUUUUUCUUAAAAAUCGUCUUAAGCUCUAAGGUGGUCUCAGUAUUGCAGUAUCACGCACGUUUGUUUUUAUUUGCUGGCUGAGGAUUCUGUCACAAUGAAAGAAAACUGUUUAUAUAGACCCCACUGGAAACGCAAAGUGCUGUCACUGAGAUCGGGGAUCCCAAAUUCAUGUGACUUAUAUACGAAGGAAAAAAUAAUGCUGAUCUGAGUACAAGGGAACUGUGCAUGUGAAUUUCAUCUAUAAUUUAAAAAAAUUAUCACCCCCUCUACUUAUUUGUCAUUAGUGGAUUCUCGGGGUUUGGACUUAACGUUGAGCUAAGAAGCAUUAAGUCUUUGAACUGAAUGUAUUUUGCAGCCCUGGUUUUGGACCACAGUAAAUGUAGGAGCUCUGUUGACAAAAUGGAAAGGAGAUGGAAGGAGGAAGAUUGACUUGGUUCUUUAUUGGUUCUUUGCCUGUAACAUGUAUGACUUGGAAUAAAGGCUGUGUGCAUGGGCAUUACCCCUCAGGUCUCAAGAAAUAAGUCCUGAAUGCAUGUCAUUCCAAACUAACACUCUACACUUUCUCCUUUAUGUCUUCUUUCCCCAGCAUCCCUCCUACUCUGUUAUUCAGUAGACAGAAACGUACAACUUUCUGAUUGAUGAGUGAAGAGUAAUUGCAGACAUGACAUGAGUUGAAGAAUGUCUGAUGAAGCCAUUUAGACUUACUGGAUUUUAGGAGCAAUGGAAAUUAAGGUUGCCUAUAAGUAAAAUGUGGCUUGGCUGUUUUGGGGAGAAGUGCAAGGCUCUCCUUUGAAGAAUUUAAGCUAGUCGAGUCGGAUGUCAGGUGAGACUGUGGAUGCAGAGUAAAUAGUGCGGAUGCUAUUAGGGCCUCGUGCUCAGAUCUUUUAUCUUGGCACAGGGUAGGUGAAGGUUAAUAAUUGCUGAAGAAGCAGUGACUUGAAGGCAAAGAAACAUAAGGAAAGGAGCUUGAGUGAAGAAAAUAAGGUGGUCCGUGAGACUUGAAUAUGUUUUUAGUUCCCCCAAAGCUUAACUACAAACAUAAUCAACUGAAGCAGUCAUCUUUCUACUGGUUGUGAAGGGUGAUCUGAAAAUGGGGUUUUGAGGGGGAAACCAACAUCUAACUAGUGAGGAAAAGUGCCUCAUACAGUUAGAAUCCUCCCCAGUAUAUAGAUGCCCGAAUGAAAAGAUGACAACAGAGGGAUGGCUUUACGGACUUCAAUGAGAGAGGUGGAGAAAUGUUUAAGAUGGGCUUCUCAGGGCUAGCCUUCUUGGGCCCUAGCUGAGAAACUGGAAGUACUAACUACCUUCUAGCAUAUCCUCAAGAAAAUGGAUUGUUUACUCCCAGGUCCUCUUGCAGACCCUCAAUUAUCAGGAACUUAGCUCUCUGAUUCAUGAGUUUCUUCAUACUGAUCAAUUGGAGCGUCCACUUGGAAAGCAAAGGCAGAAUUAGCCCAGCUGUGUAUUUUGAUCUUCUUCUGGAUGCAGGUGCCUUAAUGAAGCUCUCGAAAUAUUUUAGGAGCUGCUCAGGGAGUGUUAGGCAGAACUGUUUGGACUACAUUGUUUUCUCUUAGAUUAUGUGAUCUUUGUUGGGCACUGGCAAAGGUGUGUGUGCGUGUGUGCGUAUGCAUGUGUGUGUGCGUGCAUGUUUGCAGACAUGCAAAACUGCAGCUGAGAUAAUACCUGAGUUUUCUAGUUAAGUCUUUCCAUGUUUCAGUAAUGGGCGCGAGUAGAACCAAGGCCGAGCGUCGGUCAUUGCUUGCCAUUUGCAACCAGGCAUAACAUCACUUUCUCAACUCAUCAAUCUUUCUCAUUAAAUUUAUGCUGAAAACUCCCCUGCGUGAGUGUGUCUAACUCCUGCAAUAAUUCUGUAGCAGAUAAGAUACAAGAAAGUGCCUCCUCGUGCUCCUCAGCCCGCUUGUUGCUAAGAUGCCCUUUCUCUCUAGGUCCACCGUUUUCAGUAUUUGUACAUAAUGUAUUAGUUAAGACAGCUUUGUCUAUCUGGCCAGAUGCUUUUUCUCCUGUCCAAAGGCCAGAGACCAUCCCAGGAAGAGUGGUGGGUGGUUUAUACACUGGAAAUGUAGCAGAAUUGUUGCAUUUAUGCUUUUUAAAAACACAUGUUAACUUCAGAGGAAGGACGGGCAAAUCUGGUUUAGCUGGGUGAAAACCUUAUUUUCCUGGAGAUGCCUUACCCCAUAGUGGUUUUGGCUGUAGGGUUCAGAGUCACUUUUGUUCCCCUCUCCAUUAGGGGGAGGGACUGCCCUACACAAGCCCUGGUUUUGUGGCUGUGGGGUUAGAGGUGGCAUUCAAAGAUCAGAUGUGCUUUUCCUCACUUUGGAGACGAACACUCUGGGUUUUAGAGCAUUAACCUGCCUAAUCUUCAUGGUGAAAAUUAUACCUUCUCUAUUCUUGUCAUGCUGUGCAUGCUGCUUUCUCUGUUGGGGUCUAUAUAAAUGCGUUGAACUCAUAUCUACAUUCCAAAGAAGUUUCAAGGAACCAUAAAUAUAUGUAUACAUAUACAUAUAUAAAAUAUAUAUAUUAAAAUGAAAUUAUCUCUAUCAGGAAUACUGCCUCAGUUAUUGAACUUUUUUUAAGAAUACUUUUUUUUAAGCUGAGAAGUAUAGGGGUGAAAAAGAUGUUAUAUUGUGUUUGACUAUUUUCCAACUUGUAUUUUCAUAUAAUUUAUAUUUUUUAAAAGCUGAAAAUUUAAAAGCAAGAUGAAAAAAGGAAAAGCAGGUGCUUUUUAAAAAUCAGAACUGAGGUAGCUUAGAGAUGUAGCGAUGUAAGUAUCUAUGUGUUUUUUUUUAAAAA